AUGUUCUCUUCAACAACUGUCGUCUUGGCUGCCCUCCUCGGCGUCGUCAGCGCCAACUACGCCGUCUAUAACAUCAACAAGUGGGCCACCGAGGCCUGCGGAGCGCGCAAAAAUGUGCGGCGCACCGACAUCCGCGCCGUCUUCGACUCUACCGGCGCCAACACCGUGAAAUUCUACGGCCUGAACAACGCGCCGAAGCUUGCUGACGCCAUCGCCGACGACGCCAACAUCCCGCUCCACGCAACGCUGACCAGCAUGUCGAAGAAAGUGUCUGUUAAGAGCUACCUCAAGGGCAAGGCCACCGCCACCAAGUCGAUCACCGCCAACGGCUUCCCGUACAGCAAGGGAGACGAUGCCGCCAUUAUGACCCGCUUCAUCGCCAACAGCUGGAAGAGCUCAAACGGUCUGAUCCUCCAGAUGAGCCAGUACAUCAGCAACGGAGCUACUCUCCUCUACGACUACGAGCUUGCCCCGAACGCCGUCCAGAUGGUGCCGAUGUACCUGGCCGUCGAUGGUGACUUCACGGGAGACGUGACCUUCUACCAGGCUAUUCUGUGCAACGACGGAACCACCUGGACCACCAAGGAAGACGCCCCCAAGACCACGGCCAAGUCGACCGUCCCCACCUCCUCAGCCACCACCGCCACCACCCCCACCACCGCGGCCGCC
Molecule: messenger RNA, 669 nt
Organism: Mesorhabditis spiculigera
Lineage: Eukaryota; Metazoa; Nematoda; Chromadorea; Rhabditida; Rhabditidae
Source: the annotation of a GenBank genome assembly